AUGGUUCUCGGCCUCUUCACCACGAAGAAUAGAGCGAGGCCAGCUCCUCGUGGAGGCAAUGACUUCCAGAUUGAAUUGCCUCGCGGUCCAAAGAAGAACGAUGUCGAUGCUUGGUUAAAGGCAUUGGACUCCUGCCUUCCAGAACAUCUACGACAAGACGAAGCAAACACUCAGCUCAAUCUAAGUGCCAAUGUUAGUAUCACACGGAAAAACAUCUCUCUUAUCCUCAUAGAAGCGCGGAGAAAAGCCUCAAUAGAUGUACUAGAGCAUCUUGGCAUCGUUCAGCAGCGGUGGGCCGCCGUUGCUUGGAUUGUCGAUACAGUUGCUCAACAUGGUUGCCCUCAAGACUAUUGGCCAGAGUACUCAUCCCACACUCCGUUACGCAAUGCCAAAGGAGAUCUUACUCUAGAUGAGUUCACGGAAGGGAUAUUUGCGGCACCCGCGGAUACAUUGCAACGGACUUUUUUGCCUUUGAACACUUUGACCGUCACCUCCGACCCACGAUUCUACGAUACGCGGCUCCAACGUGGAGCACUCGGGCAGAUAUGGCAAACUCUAGGCAACCUUGUUGUAAGAGCUGCCCACGGCACAAGUGACAAUGGGAACUUCAUGCCACAUGUCCUGAGUCUUCUUGCCACACUUCACCACCAUGGAAUCGUUCCGGAUUCUGUCUACAAGUACUUCCCAAACCAAGACAUCGGAACUAUUCAACAACCUCCUCUCCUCUAUAUGUUAUGCGCACAAAUAUUCACUGCUCUAUCCGAUGCGGCUUGGGAUGAGAAGAAGGCGAUGGACAAAAGGGCAACUCAGAAUAGCCGCAGACUGAUUGUGCCUUGGAAAUUUGGUCUUGAGUCACCUGGAGUAAGGUUUAAUGCCUCAUCUCGAGACUUGCGCCCAGAGGUCUGGCUUGAGCUGAUACUUUGGUCAUGCUUGCACGGCGGUUGGAUUGAGGAGGGAGCGGCGGUUCUGGAGCAAAUAUCUGACAACCACAGUGAAGAGAGAGCGCCAUGGUCUCUUAUAUCAUGGCAAAAGGUUCUUGAGGGCUCUCAGAAUGGACAAGAAAUCAGCCCCACUUUCGGUUGGCGAGAUGCUAUCGAUAUUCUCGAAGGUGCUAGACCCGAGUUACAGCCUCGACCAAGCUCCGAAGACAAAGCUGCUGUUGUUCGGACUGUCAGCAGUGAACUAGUAUCUGCCUAUGUAGACGCGACGAUCAACAAACUUCAUGUUGGCGUUGGGCAACGAGGGUCUAAGAUUCGACAGGCUCUUAAGCGUAUCAAAUUAUGGAAAGAUAUGCUAGGAAAGCAGAACUUGGGGUUAGGUUUUGCUACGUGGGAUCUGGUUGUACAGCGACUGGUGGAAUCGGGAGGCUUCUGGCUUGAACGCGACCCAGCGCUAGCGUUCGAAGUCUUACAACUUCAUGAGCCUUUCGGUCGUGAAGAAGAGCUUGUGGGCACAGUCUUUGCCGAUGGUCGCGAGUCUCGGUCAUCGCCAUACUUUACUUGUUCUUCGGCCUUGCCAUUGAGCCUCCUCCAUCGACUGCUGUAUACUCAUGCGCGCUCUGGAAAUCCUGAAGCCACGAUGUCGGCGAUGCAAGCUCUGCAAGAUUUCACUGAGAGAAGUCAACGAAGUUCGAUUGAAAAAUUUUUUCAGAAGUUAAAGAUGCACAGCGACGGUGGCGUUCAAUCAUCUCCAAGCCGCAAUCUUCUUUUCGACACGAGUCUCGCAGCAGCGCAGUACUCAUCGUUCUACCCACGACUACCUGUCCACGUUCUUUCGGAAUUUCUAAACGUUGCAAAAGAUAUUGAAGACCCGGACUUUUAUCGGUGGAUCUUCGAUUCCAACUCCAGCGCAGUUGGGCCCUUUAUAUCAGAGUCGAUGUAUAACGAGGCAGGGCUUGCGCCUGCCCUCGUCCGCUUCGCCGCCGCCACCAACAAUCAGGCUGUUCUUGAGGAGGUAAUGAUGCGUCACAGUAGUCUGAGCAGAGAUUCAAAUGGCUUGAUUCCCACGCCUAUUUUGUCGGCUCUUUUGGAGACCUUAAUCGAGCGUAGGAAAUGGGUCAGCGUUAGGAAUGUUUUCAAGAGCAUUGUAAACGAGCCUAAAGAGUAUGGCGGUUCCUAUAUCUGGGAGAGACAGCUCUUUGCAGUAUUUAUUCGCGAGUUGCUGCGCAUAGAGCGAGAUAGUAAACGUGGAGAGGUGAAGACUCCCAAUGAGCUAUGGGAGGCAUGGAACCUAUUCACGGACAUGGUGGAGACAUGUCUGUCGAGGUCUCGGCUUUACCAAGGUACCACUGAACGCGAGAGACUACUCUGCAACGUUGCGCUCCUGGCCAGCGUUGACAAAACUUGGGCUCAGCUCUGCUACGGUUUGCGUAUAUUUCCUCAACGGAGCUUCUCGUUGAGAGUUGAGACCGCGAUAUUCCGCACUGUUCUCCAAGGUGUUCUUGAGACGCGCGGGCUUCGUGCUGCCCGCGCAUUUUGGGAAGUAUGGUGCGACACCUCGGCGUACGUUCACCGCGCUAUCGUCAACAAGGCAGGCGUACUUCAGGUCUCCCGCUGUCGAGUCUCACGCAAUCGAUCGAGGGAUGAGCUGAACCGUAUCAACAUCUCCGUACCAGUUCCUCAAACCCACAUUCAAAUCUUUGGUAGAAUUGGCCCUGACCUGGCAUGCGCGCGAAUGAUGAUUGCGGCGUUACGGGCGGAUGACGAACGGGAAAUUGAGCUGGACUAUGAUGUCGUUGAAAUGAAGUGCUGGCUGAAAUCAUAUUUUGAAGCCAUGAGCCACGUCAAGUUUAUGAGCGAGGGGCAACUAGCAGCACUUGCUGACGCGCUGGAGAAAUAA
Molecule: messenger RNA, 2838 nt
Organism: Verruconis gallopava
Lineage: Eukaryota; Fungi; Ascomycota; Dothideomycetes; Venturiales; Sympoventuriaceae
Exons: 2
Coding region: 1-2838 (945 amino acids)
Source: RefSeq, a predicted model, not a curated record